GACACAAAUAUAUAAAGGAACAUACAGACAUCAAUUAGACAUGCUCAUAAUGCAAAUCACUUGGGAAUUGUUUGAAACUUACCGAGUAUAUGUGAUUAAGGAGUCUGUUUGUCUGUGUAUGCCUGUCUACUCACAUGCUUGUCUUCUUGCAUGUUAUUUACUAGAUGUAUGUUUCUGUAGAAAUCUUCGUCAGGGUCUUGCUUGUGGGCAUUGCAUUACAAAAUUGGUAGAGCAAGGAACUAUUUGGAGAACGCAAUUUCUUAUAGUGGAAACUAUAAUGAUUACAUAAGAGCUAUGGCUGCAUACGCACUUUCUUUGGCUGGAAGUCCAAGAGCAGACUUGGUUGUCAAACGUCUUCAAGAGAGUGCUAUCAGAACAGAUAAUCAUUGUCAUUGGAUUUGCAACUCUGAGCAAUGCAGGAGACGCAACACUUGUUCUACUUCUGCAGGAACAGUGGAGACCACAUCAUAUGCUUUGCUUACAUAUACUCAUAUGAAUCGUGUUGGUGAUUCCGUCUGCAUUGUCAGGUGGCUAGUGGGACAGAUGGAUGGGAAAGGAGGUUACAGAUCUACACAGGAUACUGUACUUGCUCUCAUGGCUCUUGCGCAGAGUGGAUCUGGAUCUGUAGGGAAAUUCCACAUUUAUAUCACAAGCCUCUCUAUUUCAAACAGGACUUCUAUCACACUGACUCAUCCCUCAGAUCCUAUAGCAACACAGAAAGUCGAGAUAGAGGUUCCGAAUGCAUUAUAUGUUAAAAACACAGGCAAUGGAGCAGCAAUAAUACAAGCCAAUGUGAGCUACCAUGUUCACAAACUAAAGGCAGACAUGUCGUAUGAUUUGACUGUAACAGCUCGUCGCCAACUGUCUGGACAAACUACAUUUUUAGCAUUACUAACUUCUACGUUUGCUAAUGACAUACCAACACAGUCUUCUCCAAUGUGGGUUAAUUCUGACUUUAUUACUCCAUCAUUGCCACCUUUUGAUUGGUGGAUCACAGCGCCCCAGACAACUGUGGAGUCAACUUCCGAAAUUACAGAAGCAGUGAAUUCUUCGCCAACAGAACCAAGUCUAGUCGAUAAUAGUACUGACAGUUUAUCAGAUUCUUUUGAAAAUUCCUCUCAGGCAAUCAACAUGACAUACAAUGAGGGCACCUUAGUUGUAGAACUAUGCGUUAGGUGGCAUCCCACUUAUGCAGACUCAGGAAUGGCUCUUGUUGAGCUAAAACUGCCAUCAGGAUAUGCCACUGAGCAUUAUGUAAUGCAGAAGCUUGCUGACUUGAACUACAAUGGCAUACGUCGGUUUGAAGUCGAAGGAGGAAAGGCUAUUUUCUACUUUGAUAAAUUUGAGUCAAACAUCGACACUUGUUUCGACGUGUUAUUGAUCCAAACUCACUGUGUUGUUGGAGCAAAACCCAGCUAUGCUCGUGUGUACUCGUAUUAUGAACCUGAAAUAUCAACAACAGUGUUGUACCAAGUACCCUCGACAGAAUUAAGCAAUUUUUCUGAAUGUGCUCAUUCAAACAAUGUUCAGCCCUUUGAACGAGAUGAGCAGAUCCAGAUUGAUAGAGAUGUCUCAAACAAUCUCACUAAAUGAUGAUUGUUACAAAGAGAUUGACUUGUGACGAAGAUCUAUCAAAACGCAUUGAUUGAUCUGAGGUUGAAAUGGCAGGAUUUUGAUGUUUUGCUAAAUUGCUGAAAUUGUGAUUUGGUCACAAUGCUUGUGCACUGUAGCUCAUUCGUACAACUUUAUAGUAGGACUUUUGGCAAUGAUAUACUUCAGUGUAGUAGAGUUCGUGAUUGUCAAUGUUGUUAGUCACACAUUGAACUA
Messenger RNA from Corticium candelabrum, 1827 nucleotides. Its product is annotated as C3 and PZP-like alpha-2-macroglobulin domain-containing protein 8. Gene Ontology annotation, cellular component: extracellular region. The record is from RefSeq and is a predicted model, not a curated record. NCBI's taxonomy places the organism in Eukaryota, Metazoa, Porifera, Homoscleromorpha, Homosclerophorida, Plakinidae. Bases 295 to 1593 code for a protein of 432 amino acids. The transcript has 10 exons.